Molecule: messenger RNA, 603 nt
Organism: Halteromyces radiatus
Lineage: Eukaryota; Fungi; Mucoromycota; Mucoromycetes; Mucorales; Cunninghamellaceae
Product: G10 protein
Exons: 3
Coding region: 33-476 (147 amino acids)
Biological process (GO): mRNA splicing, via spliceosome
Cellular component (GO): nucleus; spliceosomal complex
Source: RefSeq, a predicted model, not a curated record
UGAAAGGAUAUAUUACACCACAAUACAACAAUAUGCCCAAGAUCCGAACAACAAGAACAAAGCGUCCACCUGAAGGUUUUGAUGAAAUCGAACCUACUUUGGAAGAAUUCGCCAAAAAGAUGAAGGAUGUUGAAAAUGAACCACAUGAAGGAAAACGGGUGGUGGAAAGUACGUGGCCAGUAUUUCGAAUUCACCAUCAACGAUCUAGAUAUAUUUAUGAUUUAUAUUACAAACGCAAAGCCAUUUCUCGAGAGCUAUACGACUUUUUAUUGAAGAACAAGUAUGCGGAUGCCAAUCUUAUUGCUAAAUGGAAAAAGCCUGGAUUCGAAAAAUUAUGCUGUUUAAGAUGUAUUCAACCUCGUGAUACCAACUUUGGCACAACCUGUGUAUGUCGAGUACCUAAGGAAAAACUGACAGAAGGAAAAAAAGUGGAAUGUGUACAUUGUGGAUGUCGUGGCUGUGCAAGUGGUGAUUAGUUAAUUGAUAUCUUUAUAUUAGAACGUCAUAUUAUUACUAUUAUUAUUUUUAUGUAUAUAUCUAUUUUUAUAUAUACAUGAUGAUUGUCAAUAUUACAGAAUAAAAACAAAUGUACUUUUUUUUUUU